Molecule: messenger RNA, 5331 nt
Organism: Coregonus clupeaformis (lake whitefish)
Lineage: Eukaryota; Metazoa; Chordata; Actinopteri; Salmoniformes; Salmonidae
Source: RefSeq, a predicted model, not a curated record
UCCUGGAGAGUAGAUAAGAGCAGCUCCCGCUAGUUCAGCUUCAUCACAAACCAUGUUCCCUGCAUCUCUGCUGCUGCUACUGGCAGCUGCCUCCUGUGUUCACUGUGAAGAACUCACUCAGCCAGCCUCCAUGACUGUCCAGCCAGGUCAACCACUGACCAUCUCCUGUAAAGUCUCAUACUCUGUAUCUAGCUACUGGACAGCUUGGAUCCGACAACCUGCAGGGAAAGGACUGGAGUGGAUUGGGCAAAUAUAUACUGUAAACACAAUCUACAAGGAUUCACUGAAAAACAAGUUCAGCCUCAGUUUAGACUCCACCAGCAAUACUGUGACUAUAACAGGACAGAACCUACAGACUGAAGACACAGCUGUGUAUUAUUGUGCCAGAGACUCACAGAAGCGUUACUACUUUGACUAUUGGGGGAAAGGGACAAUGGUCACAGUAUCAUCAGCCUCCCCAACUGCCCCGACCCUGUACCCUCUGAUGCAAUGUGGCUCCGGGGCCGGAGAUAUGCUGACUCUAGGUUGUAUUGCCACCGGCUUUACGCCUGUCUCCCUCACCUUCAAAUGGAAGGACACCGACGAGAGUGCCUUGACUGACUUUGUCCAGUACCCGGUUGUCCAGACCGGUGAAAAGUACAUGGGAGUCAGUCAGCUCAUCGUAAAGAGAUCAGACUGGGAUGAGAAGAAGACUUUCAAAUGUGCCGUGGAACAUUCAGCUGGCUCAAAGGAACGGGUCAUUCCUCCAAAAAUCACCCUAAAUCCUCUCUGGGAGGAAGUGGAGGGAGGAUUGAAGGUGGAACUCCUCUGCAUCCUGAGUGGGUUCUACCCCGACGAGCUGAGUGUGGAGUGGCUGCUGGAUGGCAAGGCUCUGACCAACUCUCCAGUCCAGCGGAAGCUGCAGAGUGUAGAAGGUGAGGAGAAAACUUUCAGCCUGAGCAGCCAGCUGGAGCUGGACCGGAGCCAAUGGACUCAAGGGUCAGACGUCACAUGCAAGGCCAACCACAAUGCAGCACAAGGACCACCUCCAGGACCACCAGUCUCUAGGACCACCAGCAUUUGCUCAGCGUUUCCCUCGUCUACUCCAUCCAUCCACCUGGAGACCCCCAGAUUCAGGACAGUGAUGACACAGACUGAGGUAACAGCUACAUGUGUGGUCCACUCUGCGUAUGAUGCCAAAGUGACCUGGCUUCUGGAUGGAAAAGACCCAACCUGCAGGACCCCAGUGAACCAGGCCAGCAGCACAACUCAGAGUAUCAGCAGUAACCUGACUCUUCCCUCAAGCCAAUGGAAAACCCUGAACACAAUAACAUGCAGAGCUGAACAUCGCUGCUUCAAACUCACACAGAAGACCAGUAAUGUUAAAGGACCUGCAGUGAGCAGCACUCCCACAGUGCUGAUCAGGAGGUCUCUCCCAGACUUACUGAAUGGAGACAGUGCUGUGCUGGAGUGUGCCAUCACACAACUCUCCUCCAGUGACCUCUACGUCACCUUUCUGGCCAAUGGGGUUGAUUUCCCUGAGAAACAGUAUGUCGAUCUGCCUGCCUCCAAAGACCACCAUUCACUCACCAGACGCUUCUCUGUCCUCACAUCACACUGGAAAACACACAGCACUUUCACCUGUAAAGUAAACCAAGGCUUCUCCAACAGCUGGGUGUCUAACUCCACAGGAAAGCUUUUUGGUGAACCGUCCAUGGAGCUCCUUCUAGCUCCCAGUGAGGAGACGUCAGGCUCAGGGACCCAAACUGGGUGGGGCUUCAACCCUCAGAUCAAGUGGCUCUCUUGGUUUGAACAGAGGUCUGCAGCAGCCUAUGAGAUUAGGAUGGGGGAAGACGAAUGUGUGGCAGUAACCAGUCAUAUCACAGUAACACAGCAGGAGUGGAACCAGGGGAAGGACUUCACCUGUGAGGUCAUCGACUAGUAUCUUCAGAAAGAGGAUCUUCAGAAAGUCAGGAAGAGCAUCAAUAGAUGUGCAGUGACUCCAAUAUCAUCUCAAAAAGUUGGGGUUUACCUACAGGGACCCACUCUUCGGGAGUUGAGUACAGAUGGACAGGUGCCUGUCACCUGCCUGCUGGUGGGUCCCAGCCUUGAGGACUUUUCUGUUAGCUGGAAGGUGGAUGGGGUUGCUUCCCAAGGUGGGGUCAGAUGGGCCCCGAAGGACCAUUCCAAUGGGACACAGACUGUGCAGAUCAUGUUUAACGUGUCUGCGAGGGACUGGCAUGCACACAAACGUGUGUUGUGUGAGGUGAAGCACCGCUGCUCCAGCCAAGCCCAGGAGGAGCAUAUCACCAAAUGCAGAGAUCCCAAGCCACCCUCUAUAAAGAUAGUGAGACCAUCAGAUUCUGACCUAUGGGGGUCAAAUAAUGCCACACUGCUUUGCUUAGUGUCUGGGUUCUUCCCCUCUGAUGUAAUAGUGAAUUGGGAGAAGGCUGGCAGUCGCCUACCUUUAUGUCACUACUCCACUAGUCCUUCAGUCCUUUAUGCAGGGAGAAGCACAUACUCCAUGAACAGUAGACUCAUUGUGCCCAGGUCCGAGUGGAAUCAGGACUCCAAUUACUCCUGUGCUGUCAGACACGAGUCGUCCGAGAGACCUAUCACCAGCACAAUAGAGAAUGUAUUUGUGCAACGGGUCAUUCCUCCAAAAAUCACCCUAAAUCCUCUCUGGGAGGAAGUGGAGGGAGGAUCGAAGGUGGGACUCCUCUGCAUCCUGAGUGGGUUCUACCCCGAUGAGCUGAGUGUGGAGUGGCUGCUGGAUGGCAAGGCUCUGACCAACUCUCCAGUCCAGCGGAAGCUGCAGAGUGUAGAAGGUGAGGAGAAAACUUUCAGCCUGAGCAGCCAGCUGGAGCUGGACCAGAGCCAAUGGACUCAAGGGUCAGAGGUCACAUGCAAGGCCACCCACAAUGCAGCACAAGGACCACCAGUCUCCAGGACCACAAGCAUUUGCUCAGCGUUUCACUCGUCUACUCCAUCCAUCCACCUGGAGACCCCCAGAUUCAGGACAGUGAUGACACAGACUGAGGUAACAGCUACAUGUGUGGUCCACUCUGCGUAUGAUGCCAAAGUGACCUGGCUUCUGGAUGGAAAAGACCCAACCAGCAGGACCCCAGUGAACCAGGCCAGCAGCACAACUCAGAGUAUCAGCAGUAACCUGACUCUUCCCUCAAGCCAAUGGAAAACCCUGAACACAAUAACAUGCAGAGCUGAACAUCGCUGCUUCAAGCCCACACAGAAGACCAGUAAUGUUAAAGGACCUGCAGUGAGCAGCACUCCCACAGUGCUGAUCAGGAGGUCUCUCCCAGACUUACUGAAUGGAGACAGUGCUGUGCUGGAGUGUGCCAUCACAAAUCUCUCCUCCAGUGACCUCUACGUCACCUUUCAGGCCAAUGGGGUUGAUUUCCCUGAGAAACAGUAUGUGGAUCUGCCUGCCUCCAAAGACCACCAUUCACUCACCAGACGCUUCUCUGUCCCCACAUCACACUGGAAAACAGACAGCACUUUCACCUGUAAAGUAAACCAAGGCUUCUCCAACAGCUGGGUGUCUAACUCCACAGGAAAGCUUUUUGGUGAACCGUCCAUGGAGCUUCUUCUAGUGCCCAGUGAGGAGACGUCAGGCUCAGGGACCCAGAAACUCAUAUGUUCUGGGUGGGGCUUCAACCCUCAGAUCAAGUGGCUCUCUGGGUUUGAACAGAGGUCUGCAGCAGCCUAUGAGAUUAUGAUGGGGGAAGACGAACGUGUGGCAGUAACCAGUCAUAUCACAGUAACACAGCAGGAGUGGAACCAGGGGAAGGACUUCACCUGUGAGGUCAUCGACAAGUAUCUUCAGAAAGAGGAACUUCAGAAAGUCAGGAAGAGCAUCAAUAGAUGUGCAGUGACUCCAAUAUCAUCUCAGAAAGUUGGGGUUUACCUACAGGGACCCACUCUUCGGAAGUUGAGUACAGAUGGACAGGUGCCUGUCACCUGCCUGCUGGUGGGUCCCAGCCUUGAGGACUUUUCUGUUAGCUGGAAGGUGGAUGGGGUUGUGGCUUCCCAAGGUGGGGUCAGAUGGGCCCCCAAGGACCAUUCCAAUGGGACACAGACUGUGCAGAUAAUGUUUAACGUGUCUGCGAGGGACUGGCAUGCACACAAACGUGUGUUGUGUGAGGUGAAGCACCGCUGCUCCAGCCAAGCCCAGGAGGAGCAUAUCACUAAAUGCAGAGAUCCCAAGCCACCCUCUAUAAAGAUAGUGAGACCAUCAGAUUCUGAUCUAUGGGGUUCAAAUAAUGCCACACUGCUUUGCUUAGUGUCUGGGUUCUUCCCCUCUGAUGUAAUAGUGAAUUGGGAGAAGGCUGGCAGUCGCCUACCUUUAUCUCACUACUCCACUAGUCCUUCAGUCCUUUAUGCAGGGAGAAGCACCUACGCCAUGAACAGUAGACUCAUCGUGCCCAGGUCCGAGUGGAAUCAGGACUCCAAUUACUCCUGUGUUGUCAGACACGAGUCGUCCGAAAGACCUAUCACCAGCACAAUAGCGAAUGUAUUUGCCUCAGUGACCCCCUCCGUACCAACAGCCACCCUGCUCCAGGGUCCCAGUGAGCUUGUCUGCCUGGUGUUUGGCUUCAGCCCUUCACACAUCAACAUCACCUGGCUGCUGGACGACAUCACAGAGCUGUGGAACCACAACACUAGCACCCCCUACAGGGCACCAGGGGGAAAGUUCAUCAUCAGGAGCCACCUGAGCCUGGCGCCCCAGGACUGGGCACCGGGGGCUGUUUACACCUGCAGGGUGACCCACACCACCCAGACUCUGGCCCUGAACAUAUCCAAACCAGAGCUCCUUGAGGUGGAGGGUGUGUUCUUUGACGAGAACAGGUCUGAUCCCAUCCUGGCGGACACUGCAGAGGAGAACUGGAACAUGGCCUGCAUCUUCCUGGUCCUCUUCCUCAUCUCCCUCCUCUACAGCAUCACAGUCACUCUGGUCAAGACAAAAUGAUGACUUCAGGACACUGGAAAGUUCAACUGGAAAUAAAACCAUUUAUUUCAACCUUUUCUUAUAUAAUCACAACAUAUUUCUUUAUAACAUUGCAUAGAUUGAAUUACUUACGGUCUCCGGUAGCAGGUUUGAUGACAGAGAAGUGUUUUGUGUUUUUUUCCCCCACAAAGACAGACAAUGUUGUGGUGCGCUUACUUGCUCUCAUCUCUUGUUAAUGCAUUAUAGAAUCUUCGAGCAGAGAUAAACAUUUAUGUUUAACCACUAUUAAAUAAAACAUACUCAUGCCAUUACUCUCUAUGAUGAAGUGUUUAGACACCAGUUAUUGCUGAAUUAUCUGCUGAUAAUAAAACAUUAUUUCAAAUGAC